Messenger RNA from Olea europaea var. sylvestris, 855 nucleotides. RefSeq lists its product as uncharacterized. The transcript has a single exon. NCBI's taxonomy places the organism in Eukaryota, Viridiplantae, Streptophyta, Magnoliopsida, Lamiales, Oleaceae. The record is from RefSeq and is a predicted model, not a curated record. Bases 1 to 855 code for a protein of 284 amino acids.
AUGCCUCGAGUUGAUGUUGAAGUCCAAGUUACAGCCUGCACUGUUGGAGGCAAUGACCGAAAAAUCGUCUGUGAAACUCUGGUAGACGGCGGCGCAAACAGCUAUCCACCAGAAAAUGACGAGAACCCUAUUAACAUGCCGCCGGAUUUCCCGCCGGAAUCUUUUCGCGUAUCAAAGGACGCAGAAUAUGACUGGUUUGAUCGACACGCCUUUUAUGACCGCAAAGAAUCCACCAAAGGCAAUUCAAACUCAGCCACCAACCUGAAUUCGAACAUAAACCCCGGUUCAAACUCCAACUCUCAGCGGUUUUCCGCUAACUUGAAGUCCAAGGUCUCAAUGAUUGGACUGCCAAAAACCCAGAAAACCACCCAUGUUGACUCCAGAAGAAAGAACUGCAAACCGGCCAAUAUAAGGCUGUUUCCAAAACGGCCCGAGUCAGUUGGAAGGACGACAGUUUCCGUGGCUGAACCAUCUUCGCCGAAGGUUUCUUGCAUGGGGAGAGUUAGAUCAAAGCGUUGCCGGCGUAGAUCAAAUUCCUUGAAAAAGAAUGAGAAACCGGAUGACAAACCAAGAAUCGAUGGUGAAAAGUUAAAAACCGGGUUUUAUUCAAAGGUAAUUAGUAUGUUCCGGCCCAAGAAGGGUCAUAAAAAACCGGUUAGAUGCAGAAGUGGAAGAGAAGAGGAGGAGCCAACGGUGGUCGAGCCGAUGAGGAAGUGUGCAAGUAUUAGAGUGCGUGAUAUUCCGUUUUCGGUUGAACCAGUAGCUGAGCCGCCCGGUUUGGGAGAGAUGAUGCGGUUUGCAUCCGGUCGGAGGUCCCAGUCUUUGUCCGCAGAGGACAUUAAUCAGAGCAGUUAA